Molecule: messenger RNA, 3692 nt
Organism: Ahaetulla prasina
Lineage: Eukaryota; Metazoa; Chordata; Lepidosauria; Squamata; Colubridae
Gene: PHKG1
Product: phosphorylase kinase catalytic subunit gamma 1
Exons: 10
Coding region: 389-1555 (388 amino acids)
Biological process (GO): glycogen biosynthetic process; protein phosphorylation
Cellular component (GO): phosphorylase kinase complex
Molecular function (GO): ATP binding; calmodulin binding; phosphorylase kinase activity
Source: RefSeq, a predicted model, not a curated record
UUCGUCCUUUCAUUCAUGGGAGCGCUGUUGGUUGUGGAAGAAUUCCUUCACCUCAAAGAGGGUCAUUCCAAACUAAACAGAGAGGGAGCUGAGCGUGCAAACUGGAAGACUCGGAACAAUUCUCGAGUUGCACUGCGAUUUUUAUUUUUGGCAAGGCAGCCGCCACGGUGUGAGUGAUCCACAACAAAUUAAAAGAGAACGCGAGACGCUGCUAUGUGGUUUAAUUGCUGGCCGUCAAAUAACACGGAGAAUUCUUUCUCAAGGGGGGCUUUGGGAUUGGAUCUGCGGGGUUACUCUUGGUUAGAAGACACCGAUAGUGCAAAUGACGUUUAGGCAUUUUGUCAUCUUAGAAUAAUCAUUUGGAAGGCUCCUAAAAAAGAAGGCCAAAAUGACCAGAACUGAAGAACUGCCAGAUAGCCAUACUUCUGAAGAGUUUUACGAAAAAUAUGAACCUAAGGAAAUCCUGGGAAGAGGAGUAAGUAGUGUUGUCCGUCGAUGCAUUCAUAAAGUCACUCGACAAGAAUACGCUGUUAAAAUUAUAGACAUCACAGCCGGAAAUCUCUCCCCACAAGAAGUUCAGGAGCUGAGAGAAGCCACUCUGAAAGAAAUCAACAUCCUCCAGAAAGUAUCUGGACAUCCUAACAUUAUCCAACUGAAGGAUAGCUUUGAAUCUCACACCUUCUUCUUCCUGGUCUUUGACUUGAUGAAGAAAGGGGAACUAUUUGAUUACCUUACAGAGAAGGUGACCUUAAGUGAGAAGGAAACUAGGAAAAUCAUGCGUGCUCUUUUGGAAGUGAUUCAGUUCCUCCAUGCCUUGAACAUUGUCCACAGAGAUCUCAAGCCAGAGAACAUCCUGCUAGAUGACGACAUGAACAUCAGACUCACUGACUUUGGCUUCUCAUGUCAGCUGCAGGAAAAUGAAAAACUCAAAGAGAUCUGUGGUACUCCUGGCUACUUGGCUCCAGAAAUACUAGAAUGUUCCAUGGAUUCAGAUCAUCCAGGUUAUGGGAAGGAAAUUGACAUGUGGAGUGCAGGAGUCAUCAUGUACACCUUGCUGGCCGGAUCUCCUCCUUUCUGGCACCGGAAGCAGAUGCUGAUGUUGAGAAUGAUCAUGAAUGGAGAUUACAAGUUUGCGUCUCCAGAGUGGGAUGACCAAUCAGAUACAGUCAAAGACUUGAUUGCCCACUGUUUAGUGGUGAAGCCGCAAAAUCGUUACACUGUGGAGGAUGCCCUUACCCACCCCUUCUUCCAGCAAUACAUGGUGGAGGAAGUCCGGCACUUCAGCCCCUUCCGGAAAUUCCGGGUGAUCUGCCUGACUGUCCUGGCCUCAGUUCGGAUCUACCUCACCUACCGCAACAUCAAGCCGAUCACCCAGGAUGUGCUGCAGCGCGACCCUUAUGGGCUGAAGCCAGUCCGCAAAAUGAUUGAUGCUUGCGCCUUCCGGAUCUAUGGCCAUUGGGUGAAGAAAGGAGAAGCUCAAAACAGAGCUGCCCUCUUUGAAAACACUCCCAAAGCCAUCCUGCUCAGCUUGGCUGCCGAAGAGGAACUUCUCUGAUUUCCAAAAUCUGCAGGAAGAAAGCAGUUCAAACAGCCUUUGGCAUCUUCCUAAUUGGGCUGAGCAGGGUCCCAACACAUGUGCAGACUUCAACUCCCACAAUUCCCCAGCCAACAAAGAUGGAAAUGAAAUAGCAAAGUGUAAAGCCGAAUAUAGACCAGAAUGCCUUUUUAUUAAGUGCCUUAUUAUUGUUGUUGUUGAUUGCACAGUCGGCCAGCCAAAUGUUUAGACUUGAUCUGGUAUUUUUGUUUACAAGCUACAGGUAGUCUUCGACUUACAACUGUUCAUUUAAGCAACGGUUUGAAGUUAUAGGAGUCGAGGUGGCGCAGUGGUUAGAGUGCAGCACUGCAGGCUACUUCAGCUGACUGCUAGCUGCGGUUCGGCAGUUCAAAUCUCACCGGUUCAAGAUUGACUCAGAUUUCCUCCUUCUGAGGUGGGUAAAAUGAGGACCCAAAUUGUUGGGAACAAUAUGCUGACUCUGUAAACCGCUUAGAGAGGGCUAUAAAAGCACUAUGGAGUGUAUAUAAGUCUAAGUGCUAUUGCUAUAACAGAGCUGAAAAAAGUGACUUGUAACUGGUCCUGGCACUUACAACCACAAUAUGCCUACAGUCACCUGACCCAAAUUCCAGCGCUUGGCAUGUGUUUAUUCUAGCCACCCACUUUAGAUAGCAAGAUGGGUGGCAUAUAAAUUUAAUAAAUAAAUAGCCGGGUAAUGUGAUAACCAAUUCCAGUUAGUUUUAAAAAAGCAAAGUCAAUGGAGGAAGCUCGGUUCCUUUAACAACCAUAGCAAAAAAGUAAAAUCAGAAUAACUCACUUAACAACCACUUUGCUUAGCAAUGGAAAUUCUGGUCUUAAUUGUGAUCGUAAAUUGAGGACUACCUGUAGUAUUUCUGAAACCUGUGAGAUCCAAGGAUAAAUGUAAAGCUCUGAAAUGCGAAGCUGCACUGCCAAAUCAUAGUGCUAAUUCCCAUCCGUCAAGGUUUCUCUACCCCUCUGAAGGGCUUUUAACAGUCAUAGGAUGAAACUCACAGUCUAUCUUUAUUUUUUUUGAAAGGAAAUAUUGGGGAUUUCUGCUUGUGGGCUGUUACUGUUAGAUUCAGGAUGGAGGGGUAGCAUGUCUUAGAACCCAAAUCUUCCAUUCAAAGUAUGGAGGAUGUAUUUGGCAUGUCUGAAAUGGAACUUCCAUGUUUCAAGCCAGCCUAGUUCUGAAUGCCAGCUAUUGUGGAUUGCUGAGGGGUGGGAGGGUUGUUGUCAUGCUUCACUGAUGUACUGUAUGUUAAGAUCCAGGUUGCCAUUACUGCACUGAAACAUGUCCCAAUCCAGCAGAAGUAGGCAAAGAAAACAUCUAAUAUAAGCAAUUCUGUUAUCUGUAACAAGGAAGAUGAUAGAUAAACGUCUAGCAUUAACACGUAGCUCAGUUAUGUUGAUGAAGAUUCUCAGUCAUUCAGGUAGUUGCCAUAGUAGUAGAGUCAACUACUACUGGACUUCUUGUUUUUGUUGGUUCGAAACAUUUUGUUGCUUAUCCAAGUAGCUUCUUCAGUCUGAGCAAUUUGCUUAGGGGGACCACAUAUAUGUCCUCCAACUCACCCUGGAGGACAUCUAUGGAAUCCCCCUAACCAACUUUAACCUAGAACUAAGGAGAAAUUUCCUGAAAGUUAGAACAAUCAAUCAGUGGAACGACUUGCCUCCAGAAGUUGUGAAUGCUCCAACGCUAGAAGUUUUUAAGAAGAAGUUGGACAACCAUUUGUGUGAAAUGGUAUAGGGUUUCCUGCAUGAGUAGGGGGGUUGGACCAGAAGAUCUCCAAGGUCCCGUCCCAACUCGAUUAUUCUGUUAUUUUGUUAUUCUGUUAACUUGUUCAGACUGAAAAAGCUACUUGGAUAAGCAACAAAACGUUUCAAAGCAACAAAAAGAAAUCCAAUUGCCAUGACUCAAACUCCACAUAGAUGUUAUGCACAUGAUUUUUUAAAAAAAUAUUUAACAAACAAUAAAUGUGCUUUAUUUAUUCAAACCAAUCGAAUUGUGAUAUGUGGAUUCUUAAAUUUCAUCCAAAUUUGUAGAACUUUAUCCCAAAUUGGCAUGAUCCUAUCUCACUUAAAAUUACUGCAGAGUCAUGCUGGAGGGGAGGGGAGGGGAGAA